GGGCGGGUCCCGGGUGCAGGCGCUGGGACUGGGACAGAGCUAAGGGGCGGGGUGGGUACAGCCGAACUCUGUCUGGCAUCCGAGCAGCAGCCCGCGCUGCACCGCACGUCCACGGCUGGUGCAGGAGGCCGGGUAGGACUCCCAUGCGCUCGGAGCGCAGCGCUCCGGGGUGCGGAGGGUGAGAAGCGGGAGAGGCCGGUGUCCCGUCCCGAGGCCACCUCGGUGCACACUGGGCGCCGCGGUGUGAGCGUGGAAGGCUGGCGGGAACGGAUCCGCGCCUCCCGCCCGGGGCUGCUCCGGAGAUCCUCCGGGUCUCAACGGACUUUCGAGGAUAAAACAUUAUGGUCUGAAAUCCAUACAACCGGGAAGCCUGUCAUCGAAAGUUCCAACAGUUUCCCCACCAGAAAGUGCCACCUGCAGUCAGGCCAGCACCAUCAUGCCUCAGCAGCUCCUGAUCUCCCUUGCCACUGAAGCCAGCACGUGGGUGAAGUUGAACCAUCCCAGGAAGACCAAGGAGGGGGUGUCCCUAUGGGUGGAUGUGACAAAAGUGUUUGAAGGAGAAGCUCUGCCAUCCCAUGACGCCAAUAGGACUCAACAAGAAAGCUUAGCUGAUGGAACGAGCCCUGUCAUCUUUGCAGCAGAAUCCCAGGAAUUGUUGACUUUCAAGGACAUAGCUGUGGACUUAUCCCAGGAGGAAUGGGGGCAACUGGCUCCUGCAUACCGGGAUUUGUAUCGGGAGGUGAUGCUGGAGAACUACAGAAACCUGGUAUCAGUGGGAUAUCAACUUUCCAAGCCUACUGUGAUUUCCCAGUUGGAGAAAGGAGAGGGACCAUGGACGGCAGAGAGUCAAGGCCCAAAGGAUUCCAUUUUAGAUGUGAAGACUAAGCUAGAAACCAAAGAGUCAACUUCAGAGGAUGACAUUUCCGUCAAGUUUUAUCAUGGCGCCAUGCGGGGAAGGCUCAGCGAGGACCAUAUAGUUUGUUCUCCAUUGAAAAAAGCCUCCAGCUACGGCGAUACAUUAGAGAGGCACCCAGAAACCUGUGGGAAAGGCAUGAGACAAGCCGUUUGGACCCACAAAAAGAAACACCAAGAAGUGAACAACCUGGAAAGCCCAGAGAGCGCCAAUGUUCUUUUAGAACAGAAGCAUCGUAAAUACAAACCAGCCAGAAAGAGGAACAAAUAUAAAUCAGAUUCAGUUACUCAUCCAGGGAGCUGCAUAAGAACCAGAAUGUACCGGUGUAAUAUAUGUGAAAAGAUGUUCAAACAACCCGUCCACCUUACUGAGCACAUGAGAAUUCAUACUGGUGAGAAGCCUUUCCGGUGUAAGGAGUGUGGCAGGGCCUUUAGUCAAAGUGCAUCUCUUAAUACACACCGGAGAAUCCACACUGGGGAGAAGCCCUUCGAAUGUCAGGAGUGCGGCAAAGCCUUCCGACAUCGCUCGUCCCUCAACCAGCAUCGCAGGACUCACACGGGAGAGAAACCCUUUGUGUGUGAUAAAUGUCAGAAGGCCUUUAGCCAGAACGUCAGCUUGGUCCAACAUUUGAGGACUCAUUCUGGAGAGAAGCCCUUUAGCUGCAAUGAAUGUGGGAAAACCUUCCGACAGAUUAGACACCUCAGUGAACAUGUGAGGAUUCACACCGGGGAGAAGCCCUAUAAGUGCCCUUCGUGCUGUAAGACGUUCAGUCACAGAGCGUACCUCACACAUCACCAGCGAAUCCACACCGGGGAGAGACCCUACAGAUGUAAGGAGUGCGGGAAAGCCUUCCGGCAGAGGAUACACCUUAACAACCAUAAGACUGUGCAUACGGGACUGAAGGCCUAUGAGUGUAAGCGUUGUGGGAAAGCUUACAGGCACGACUCGUCCUUUAAGAAACACCAGAGGCAUCACUCUGGAGAGAAGCCGUAUGAGUGUAACGAAUGUGGAAAGUCCUUCAGCUAUAAUUCAUCCCUGAGCCGACACCAUAAAAUACACAGAAGGAAUGCCUCUCCAGAUGAUCCAGGACAUAAGAACAACAGGCAGCUCUAAAUUGGUCAUACUGAGCUUUAAAAUUUCAGGACUCAAGGCUGGGGAUUUAGCUCAGUGGUAGAGCGCUUACCUAGGAAGCGCAAGGCCCUGUGUUCGGUCCCCAGCUCCGAAAAAAAAAAAAAGAACCAAAAAAAAAAAAAUUUCAGGACUCAGAUUAACUUGAGAAGUUGAUAACGUUGGUGGCAACUUUGGAGUUUGCCAAAAGUGUAAAUACACACUAUGUCGAUUACUACUGUCUGACACACAAAAUGAUAAGCAUUAUGAAAAAUUCACAAUUAUUUUUUUUAAUUUCAUGGUAGAUGAAUAAAUUAUUUCUUAUGAACUCACUGAUUUAUAGAUCAGUGUUUGGGAACUGCUGUUUAAAAUGUUACCACCUAGACUGAAGAGGUGGCCCGGCAGGCAAAGGGCUUUGCCACUAAGUGCAGUAACUUACCUGAUUUUGAUCCUUGGGACCCAUGAGGUAGGAGAACUGUCCUCACAAGCUGUCCUCUGAGCUCCGUGUGCCCACACCGACUAUCUAAUUUUAAAAUAUUACCCAUGUACUUUACUAAAGUCACAGUUCUGAGUAUCUUUUCUCCAAACUUCUUAUACCAGCUUUCUAAAUACCUCUAAAUACCUGUGCUUUUUUAAAGAAUUAAUUUACAAUACCGAGUUAAAUUGAGGGCAUCAUGCAUUAUUCCCAAGUCCUUCCACUGAACAACAUCAACUUUUUUUUUUCUUUUUUUGAAACAGAGUCUCGUUCUUCCCCCCAAGUCUGGCCUCGGAAUUACUGUGAGGUCAAGGAUGGCCUUAAACUUAGGAUCCUCUUGCCUCUAAACUCUCAAGGUCGGGGAUUACAAACUUGGGCCACCAUACCUUGUUUAUGCAGUGCUGGGGGCUGUGCUCAGAGCCCUGUGUAUGCUAGGCAAGCAUCCUACCGACUGAGCUACAUCCUCAACAACCUCCCCCGUCCCCUUGACACCUUGAAUCCAGUGUGGAGACUGGAUUCACUAAGUUGUCCAGGCUGGACCUGAACUCAUGAUGCUUCCACUUCAAUAUUCUGAGUAGCUGAGAUUAUAGGUUUAUGCCAUGAAGCUCUGUUCAAACACUGCUGAGUAUAGCCAGUUUGCCCCAGGAGGUCUUCUGUUAUGUUUGUAGAGAUGUUCAAACUUGAUAUUGCAAUAUGAAAUUCACGCUCACAAGCCCUGCAGCUGGGGCUGGAGAGAUGGCUCAGCCAUUGAGAAUAUUUACUGCUCCUGCAGAGGACCUUAGGCCAUUCACAACUGCAUAUAACUCCAGUUCCAAGGGGUAUCCAAUACCGGUUGCCUUUAUAAGUACUGCACUUAAAUUCAUAAACCCAGAAUGUAUGCCUUUGCGCUCUCUCUCUCUCUCUCUCUCUCUCUCUCUCUCUCUCUCUCUCACACACACACACACACACACACACACACACACACACACACACACACACGCAAUUUUUUAAAAGCUUUAAAGACUCCUGCAGUUGAGUUUAGAAAAUCUCAACAACAAUUUUGCGUUGGGCUCAGUUCAUCACUAUUCUGGAGUGAAUGCACCCCUUAAACUGCAAAUUGGGCAUUUGCUAGAGCCUGUCCCUUGGCUUGGUCAGUUGCCAGUGCCUGCUGGGUCACCGUGUACCACUUCUCCCUCUGCUGGCGACAGACAUGUUUUUCCCCAUGACUGUCUGUUAGCAGAUUCUCUUCUGUGGCCUUACGCUUGAUUCAGCUGCUCUUACUGACAUUAUACACUUCUCCAAUUUCCAUCUCCAUCUUAGAAGUCUCUCUUGAGCUCCAAACUGUGAUCGAUGUGGAUAUUGAUUAUUCUAUAAUUACUUUGAACUUGACAUGUUGAAAACUUACUGUCUCUACAGUAGAGUCUGCAUUUCUAAGUCAGAAAGGUGCACCACCGUCAAUCCAACUCUGCAGCUGAAACUUGUUCUCCUCACCUGUUAUCUCCCUCAAUUAGUUGUAAUUGGGGCCGUUCUAGGACAGCCCCAGUUCACCUCCUUUCUGUGCCAGGGCGAGCCUCCAUCAGGCUCUUAGCACUUCCUCAUUGCUCUGAUCGUCUGCUGAGCUUCCUCUGGCAGAGAUUGGCAACCGGAAUUGGAUAGGCAUUUUAUCUUCUUUGGUGGCUCAAAUAUUGGCCAGAUUAGACCAGAUUAAAAGUAGAUAAAGGCAGGUUUAUUAGGAGGCAGCCCUCAGGUGGGUUCACCGGUCUCAGAGGUAGAGGUCAGUGAAGUUACACAUCCAGGCUAAAGCAAGGGGAUUUUAUAGAAUUGGGUCGAGAAAUGGUGACGGGCCAGCUAGGAGCUGGGAUGGUGUCCAUACAUGGUCAUCCCGGGUGGGCACUCUUGGGUGGGUUGCCAGAGACAGGGAGACAAGGAGUGAUGACUUGUCAGCCCAGCGUUUUCUCCGAGAAGACAGGGCAAUUUUCUUCUCUGUAUGGGUGGGGUUGUGGGAAGGAGGGCAGACGGGGUCUCCCAGCUUGUGCAGUGAAGAGCAGGAGUUCUAGUCUAACAGCAACCCUUUUGGGGGUUGCAUAUCAGAUGUUUACAUUGCGAUUCAUAACAGCAGGAAAUUACAGUUAUGAAUUAGCAAUGAAAAUAAUCUUGUGGUUGAGGGUCACCACAACAUGAGGAACUGUAUUAAAGGACUGCAGCAUUAGGAGGGUGAAGAACCAUUAGGAAGGUGAAGGAGAAUCUGUACUCCUCUUUAGUCUCCAUAGGUAACUACUAUGACAUUCUAAAACACACCCAAUCAAGCUGCAUUAUUGCUUAAAAUCCUUCAGUUUGAUUACAUGAAGAUGAAGAUCAUUGUGGUGUUUUGAAUAUGCUUGGCCCAGGGAGUGGCACUAAUAGGAGAUGUGACCUUGUUAGAGUAGGUGUGGCCUUGUUGAAGGAUGUCACUGUGUGUGUGUGUGGGGGGGGUGCUUUUAGACACUCUCCUGGAUGCUUUCUGACCAAGAUGUAGAAUUCUCAACUCCUCCAGCACCAUACCUGCCUGGAUGCUGCCAUGUUUCCCACCAUGAUAAUGGACUGAACCUCUGAAUCCAUAAGCCAGCUUCAAUGAAACGUUGUCCUUUAUAAGAGUUGCCUUGGUCAUGGUAUCUCUUCACAGCAAUGGAAAUUCUAAGACAAUUGUCUUGAGUGCAGAACCAUCAAUACUAUUUCUACCCAAAUAUACUUUGAUUUUGUCAUAAAGAUUUUAUGGUCCCCAAAUAUCCAAUCUUAUUACUGGAUUGUCUUAGGGCCUAACACUAGAUAGACUCUAGUAGGAUUAAGAGGCUAGGCUCAGCCACUCACCUUAAAUAUGCCCUUAAUGAAAGGAAGGGGAUUUAUUCAAUGAGACCACGUUGGAAAGAGGAACAAACACAGAGGUCUAACGAUUUCCAAGACUGACCAUCUUUGGGGUCCUGGUUUGGGGCAAGAGGGCUGUCCAACUAAGCUGGUCAGGUCAAGAACGAUCCUGUCCUUGUGUCUCAGUUUGUGUCUUCUGCAGAGUGGUUUGACAAGCUGUAAGGAUCCUGUGAAGUCUCUUCCUGGGAGACAGGUCCUGCUCUGACUAGUCCUGGGAAAAUUCACUUCUCUCAGCCUACUGUUUCCAUACUGCCAAAGGGAGGGUCACAGUGUCUCUCUUUUGUGUUCGCUCCCACCGAGAUUGAGGAUGGUAUUUCGUGGGUUUUAGUCCCCUUUUGUGCAAUUUCCUCUUUUUUUUUUUUUUCUACCCAACUUCCUUGUUUGGCAUCUGCUCACCCUCCCCCAGAUAUAACAGACUUUAUAAAACCCUGAUUCUGGCGAA
Rattus norvegicus (Norway rat) is the source of this 5817-nucleotide messenger RNA. Lineage: Eukaryota; Metazoa; Chordata; Mammalia; Rodentia; Muridae. The record is from RefSeq and is a predicted model, not a curated record.